Teleopsis dalmanni is the source of this 2351-nucleotide messenger RNA. Its product is annotated as glutamine--fructose-6-phosphate aminotransferase [isomerizing] 2. NCBI's taxonomy places the organism in Eukaryota, Metazoa, Arthropoda, Insecta, Diptera, Diopsidae. The coding region runs from base 29 to 2113 and encodes 694 amino acids. The transcript has 9 exons. Gene Ontology annotation, molecular function: L-glutamine:D-fructose-6-phosphate transaminase (isomerizing) activity; carbohydrate derivative binding. The record is from RefSeq and is a predicted model, not a curated record. Gene Ontology annotation, biological process: protein N-linked glycosylation; carbohydrate derivative biosynthetic process; UDP-N-acetylglucosamine metabolic process.
UAAAUAUAAAUUUAAAUUCAAGUACAAGAUGUGCGGAAUUUUCGCUUAUAUAAAUUAUCUAACACCAAAAACUCGGCAUGAGGUACUUGAUUUAUUGGUCAAUGGCUUGAAACGGUUGGAGUAUCGUGGAUAUGACUCCACUGGUGUGGCAAUUGACGCAACAAAUACUAAGGAUAUUGUAAUGCUUAAAAGUGUUGGUAAAGUCAAAGUUCUUGAAGAUAGUAUUGCUGAGAAUUUAAGUGGAAAAGAGUUCGAUGAGCCCGUGUUAAUACACUGCGGUAUUGCCCACACUCGUUGGGCUACUCAUGGUGUACCUUGUGAGAAGAAUUCCCAUCCUCAACGAUCGGACAAUGAUAAUAGCUUUAUUGUUGUACACAAUGGCAUUAUAACCAAUUACAAGGAUGUUAAAACAUUUUUAGAGAAACGCGGUUUUGUAUUUGAAUCUGAUACAGACACAGAAGUAAUUGCUAAAUUGGUGCAUCAUUUAUGGAAAAUGCAUCCAGGAUAUUCAUUUAGAGAACUUGUUGAGCAAGCGAUUCAGCAACUGGAAGGUGCAUUUGCUGUCGCAAUAAAAUCCAGACAUUUCCCUGGUGAAUGUGUAGCUUCAAGACGUGGAUCACCACUACUUGUAGGAAUUAAGACUAAAACUAGGCUGGCUACUGAUCAUAUCCCAAUUUUAUAUGGCAAAGAUGAUAAAAGUCCUCCAAUUGAAAAAGAUACUGACUCAGCCAAACCACAAGAACAUCGUCCACAUGGACAAACUCGUGAAUUGCCAGUGUUACCACGUUCUGAAAGUACAUCCGAGUUCAUGCCAUUGGAAGAAAAGGAAGUCGAAUAUUUCUUUGCGUCUGAUGCAUCUGCUGUUAUUGAACACACUAAUCGUGUCAUAUAUUUGGAAGAUGACGAUGUAGCUGCUGUACGUGAUGGAGCUUUAAGCAUUCAUCGAUUAAAAAAAUGCACAGAUGAUCCACAUGCACGUGAAAUUACAACUUUGAAAAUGGAAAUUCAACAAAUCAUGAAAGGCAACUACGACUACUUCAUGUUAAAGGAAAUUUUUGAACAACCCGAGUCUGUAGUAAAUACCAUGCGUGGACGUGUACGUUUUGAAUCAAAUAGCAUAGUUUUGGGUGGUAUUAAGGAUUAUAUACCUGAAAUUAAACGUUGCCGCCGUUUGAUGCUCAUUGGUUGCGGUACUUCUUAUCAUAGUGCUGUAGCCACACGUCAAUUGCUUGAGGAACUGACUGAGUUACCUGUUAUGGUUGAAUUGGCUUCUGACUUUCUUGAUCGCAACACUCCCAUUUUCCGUGACGAUGUUUGCUUCUUCAUAUCACAAUCUGGAGAAACUGCUGACACUCUAAUGGCUCUGCGUUACUGUAAGCAGCGUGGUGCUUUAAUUGUUGGCAUAACCAACACAGUGGGCAGCAGUAUAUGUCGUGAAUCACAUUGCGGUGUACACAUUAAUGCUGGCCCAGAAAUUGGUGUAGCUUCAACGAAGGCAUACACAUCUCAAUUCAUAUCUCUCGUUAUGUUUGCGUUGGUUAUGUCCGAAGACAGAUUAUCCCUACAACAACGUCGCUUAGAAAUAUUGCAAGGCUUAUCUACACUAGCUGAUCAGAUUCGAGAAGUUCUAAAAUUGGAUCUCAAAGUUCAGGAAUUAGCUAAAGACUUAUAUCAACACAAAUCUCUUUUAAUAAUGGGUCGUGGUUACAAUUUUGCUACAUGUCUCGAAGGUGCAUUGAAAGUGAAGGAACUUACUUAUAUGCAUAGCGAAGGUAUUAUGGCUGGCGAAUUGAAACAUGGUCCAUUAGCUCUUGUCGAUGACUCUAUGCCUGUACUAAUGAUAGUUCUACGCGAUCCAGUAUAUAUCAAAUGUAUGAAUGCACUUCAACAAGUUACAUCACGCAAGGGUUGUCCAAUUAUUAUAUGCGAGGAAGGAGAUGAAGAAACAAAAUCAUUUUCUUCUCGCAGCUUGGAAAUUCCACGUACCGUUGACUGCCUUCAAGGUAUACUCACUGUUAUUCCAAUGCAGCUCCUGUCUUACCAUAUAGCUGUUUUGCGCGGUUGUGAUGUCGAUUGUCCAAGAAAUUUGGCAAAAUCAGUUACUGUAGAAUAAAUUGACUGUACAUAAUCAUAUAUAUUUUAUAAACAUAUAUUAUUAUUAUUUUUUUAUUAUACAAAAUAAAUUUUAUAUUAUUUUGGUUUACUUUGAAAUAUUUCACAGCAAGCAUUUCUUAUGCAUUAAUCGGUUUUCGCAUAAACACAUAAGAUUUAAUCUGUAUUUUAUUACAUAUUUUUAUUGGAACAUAUAUCACAAUGUAUAAUUUACAAUAAAAACAGACAAUAGUUUCUUC